AUGGAAUACAAGAUUGUUCAAAGUCCUGAGACACUUGAGACCCAAGACAAAACUUUGUUGCAUUAUGUCAACAUAAUAUCAAGCAUUGUUGCUACUUAUCAACUCCUGUUCGUGCAGCCAUUGAAUGUACUUCCAGAGCAGAUAUCUGGAGCUUUCCUUGCAAGUACACUAGUGGCAAGCUUGAUUUUUCACACUAGUGAAGAACUUAGAAAAGAUAGUAAUUUCAGAACAGGAUCCAAAGUUGUUGCUUUCGUAACCCAAGGAUUUUAUCUGUACUUCAUUUACAUGUUCUUGACCAACGGAAGAUUCCCUCCAAUCAUGAUCUUCAAUAUCAAGUUCUUUCCAUUUGUAGUAUCUACAAACUUGGCUGCUGGAACCUUGUUGGCCUUACUGUUCAGAUUGGAGGCAAAGAAGCCAGAAGUAGUCUAUAUGAUGCCAUAUGCACCCGAUCAAGCUAUGCUUAAGAAGCCUGCUACUGGAAUGGUAUAAUUAGUUCUGAAUAGAAUUUC
Moneuplotes crassus is the source of this 509-nucleotide messenger RNA. Lineage: Eukaryota; Ciliophora; Spirotrichea; Euplotida; Euplotidae. The record is from the annotation of a GenBank genome assembly.